This is a messenger RNA of Darwinula stevensoni, 3349 nucleotides long. NCBI's taxonomy places the organism in Eukaryota, Metazoa, Arthropoda, Ostracoda, Podocopida, Darwinulidae. The record is from the annotation of a GenBank genome assembly.
GUAAUUUCAGGAUUAGUAGUGAGUCAGUGGCCUAUGAGAGACGUCGAGGAAGUACAAUAUGGCCGCUGCGAUCUUCUCCUGGCAUCACUAGUUUGGAGAGAGUUCUAAUUAAGAGUGAUUGAAUCGUCUCAUCCCUUUUUCCCCGAGUGCCCUAGCCUGAAUCCGACUCCUCUUACGUUAUUCAAUCCUUUGAACGUGAAGAAGACUCAGUUCAGGGUGCUUCUCGCAGUUCAGCCAAAAUGUUCAUAACAUCUGCCGGUGGGAUCUUAGCUCUUCUGGAGGAGCCGAUGCCAGAAGUGCAAGUCUUUGCGCUCCAGAAGCUCAACGACAUCGUCGACGAAUUUUGGCCCGAAAUAUCAGAGUCCAUCCAACGCAUAGAGAUGCUGUACGAAGAGAAGAGUUUUAGUCACCGCCACCUGGCAGCCUUGGUCGCUUCCAAGGUCUACUAUCACUUGGGAUCCUACGGAGAUUCGCUAACGUAUGCCUUGGGAGCGGGAGAUCACUUCGACAUCAACGCCGCCUCGGAAUACGCGGAGACCAUCGUGGCCAAGUGCAUCGACACGUACACGUCUCUGAGAAACGAAGGCCGACCGGUGGAUCCUCGACUGGAGGCGGUCGUGGAUCGCAUGUUCCAGCGGUGUUUCGCCCACGGUCAGUACAAGCAGGCGUUGGGGAUCGCCCUGGAGACGAAGAGGAUGGACGUCUUUGAGCGGGUCGUCCUGGAUUCCGGGGAUCCCCAGGGGAUGCUCUCGUACGCUUUUCGAGUCGCCAUGACCCUCAUCCAGAACCGCCAGUUCCGCGGCGAGGUCCUCCGGAGCCUGGUGAAAUUGUACCACGGAUUGCCGGCUCCGGAUUACAUCAGCAUGAGCCAGUGCCUCAUCUUCCUCGACGAUCCCCUCGCUGUCGGGGACAUCCUGGACGUUCUCGUACGAGACCGGGAUGACCGCGGAGAACUCAUGGCCUACCAACUCGCUUUCGACCUGUACGAGAGCGCCUCCCAGCAGUUUCUGGCUCGAGUUCUGCAGGCGUUGGAGGCAUCGGCACCCAUCCCCGGACGAGUGGGGAAGCGAGGAAGGAAGGAGAAGGAAGAGAAAGAGCCCGAGAAGGAGAAGAAAGAGGAGGGGAAAGGAGGCGGAGAAGAGGCAACGAAGUCGUCUGUCUCCAAGACCUUGGAGAGUCUGGGAACGGAGGACAAGCUGAGGCAGGAGCGACUGGAGCGACUGGGAACGAUCCUCGGCGGCGACCUCCCCAUAUCGUUACACCUCCAGUUCCUCAUCCGCGCCAAUCGUUCGGAUCUCCUCGUCCUGAAGAACACUAAGGACACGGUGCGGGUGAGCGUGUGCCAUACGGCCACCGUGAUCGCCAACUCCCUCAUGCACUGCGGCACCACGUCGGACGCCUUCCUCCGCGAGAACCUGGACUGGCUGGCGCGAGCCACCAACUGGGCCAAGUUCACGGCGACAGCCUCGCUCGGGGUCAUCCACCGGGGUCACGAGAGCGAUUCCCUCGCCCUCAUGCAGGCGUAUCUGCCUCGUGACUCAGGGGGAUCCGGAGCUGGGUACUCGGAGGGAGGAGGACUCUACGCCCUCGGUCUCAUCCAUGCCAACCACGGCCACGCCAUCACGGAUUAUCUCCUCGAGAAGCUGAAGGAAGCUACCAACGAGACGGUGCGACACGGCGGAUGCCUCGGCCUGGGACUGGCCGCGAUGGGGACUCAGCGAGCCGACGUCUACGAACAACUCAAAUUUCAACUCUAUCAGGUCUCAAUCUCUUGCCUUGCUCUCCCGUUCGGGCUCCGAGAGCCCGCGCGAGGAAGGAUCGGACAAGGGCAAUCGCUCUCGACGGAGACUUCCGAAUCGCGGGCGAUCCGAAAGGCGGCGGGCAUCGCGAUGGGCCUGGUGAUGUUGGGUUCCAAGUCCCCUCAGGCGAUCGAGGACAUGGUGGCGUACGCCCAGGAAACCCAGCACGAGAAGAUCCUCCGGGGUCUGGCCGUCGGGAUCGCGCUCACCGCCUACGGUCGACUGGAGGAAGCGGAUCCGCUCAUCACUUCGCUGUCCAGGGACAAGGAUCCCGUCCUGCGUCGCAGCGCCAUGUACACCGUCGCCGUCGCUUACGCCGGCACCGGCAACAACAAGGCCAUCCGGAAGCUCCUGCACGUCGCCGUGUCGGACGUGAACGAGGACGUGCGACGUGCAGCCGUGGAGGCGCUGGGCUUCAUCCUCUUCCGCACCCCGGAGCAAGUUCCGAGCGUCGUCUCUCUCCUGGCGGAGAGCUACAACCCCCACGUGAGAUACGGAGCCGCCCUGGCCCUCGGAAUCGCCUGCGCCGGGACGGGACUGUCGUCGGCCGUCUCCCUCCUGGAGCCCCUCUGCAACGAUCCGGUCAACUACGUGCGGCAGGGGGCCCUCGUCGCGUCCGCGCUCGUGCUCGUCCAACAGACCGAGCCGCUCUGCCCCAAGGUCAAGGACUUCCGCAAUCUCUACACCAAGGUCAUCGGAGACAAGCACGAGGACGUGAUGGCCAAGUUCGGAGCCAUCCUCGCUCAAGGGAUCAUGGAUGCCGGAGGAAGGAACAUGACGGUGUCUCUGCAGUCCAGGACCGGUCACACGUCCAUGCUCUCCGUGGUCGGGAUGCUCGUCUUCACGCAGUUCUGGUACUGGUUCCCGCUCGCCCACUUCCUGUCGCUCGCCUUCACGCCGACCUGUUUGAUCCUCCUCAACAAGGACCUCAAGAUGCCCAAGGUCGGCAUCAAGAGCAACGUGAAGCCGUCGCUCUUCGCAUAUCCCCCGCCGCUCCAGGAGAAGAAGAAGGAGGAACGGGAAAAGGUGACGACAGCCGUAUUGAGCAUCACCGCCAAGCAGAAGCGAAGGCUGAAGGGGUCCGAACCCAUGCAAGUGGACACCCUUCCCCCAUCCGACAAGGAGAAGGAAAAGGAAAAGGAGAAAGAGAAGGAGAAGGAAAAGGAAGAGAAAGAGAAAGAGAAAGAGAAGGAAAAGGAAGAGCUCGAGGCAUGUUGGGGGAUGCUGGAGAACCCGGCUCGGGUGCUGAAGCCGCAAUUGAAUCACGUGGGAUUGUCGGAGGAAAGCGCGAAGCGGUGGGAACCCGUGAAGGAUCUCACCGUCGGCGGAGUGAUCCUCCUGUGGGACAAGAAACCCUCGGAACCGGAGGAUCUCGUUCAACCCGUCACCGCGCACGGCCCUCAGGUGGAAGCCGAGGGAGAAGAACCCCCUCCUCCGGAACCCUUCGAAUACAAGGAAGACUGAACGCGUCUCGCACUGCUUCGUGCUUCGAUUUGUCGAGAUAUGAGAGAAACUUAAAACGAGUUGGAAUAAAUAUGCAAAAGUCCCGA